AUGCCACUCACCAAACCCGUCUACCACAACAACCCCAAGCUGCCUUGGGUAGUUCAGAAGUUCGGCGGUACCAGCGUCGGUAAAUUCCUGGACAACAUUGCCAAUCAAGUGAUCAAGGAAUACGUCAAGCAAAACCAAGUGGUGGUGGUUUGUUCAGCACGAAGUGGCGAAAGCAAACAGACGGGUACGACGAAUCGACUUAUCCGUGCAGCAGACGAAGCUUUGCGACCUGGAUCAACAGAAUAUCUACACAUCAUCAAUGACCUUUCAAAAGACCACUUGAACGUUGCCGACGAAAUGAUCAAUGACCCAGAAAUCCGUGAGCUUUUGAAGAAGGAUAUCGAGCGCGAUUGCACAAAGUUAAAAUCGUUCUUGGAAGCAGCUCAGAUCAUUAAUGAGAUCUCCCCACGAUCGCGAGAUAUCAUCAUUGGUGUUGGUGAAAAGCUAUCCUGUAGAAUUGUUGCUGCUGUGCUACAAGAUCGGGAUGUGGAUGCAGCAUUUGUUUCUUUUGAGAAUAUCAUUGACCGCGAGUUUGACGUUUUGGAUCAGCGUUUCUAUGACUACUUGGGCGAGCGCAUGGCCGAAAAAGUGCGCGAAUGUGGAAACAAGGUCCCCGUUGUUACAGGCUUUUUUGGCAUCGUCCCUGGUAGCUUACUCACCACCAUUGGUCGUGGUUACACUGAUCUGUGUGCAGCAUUGACCGCUGUGGGAUUGGGCGCCGAGGAACUUCAAGUCUGGAAAGAAGUCGACGGUAUCUUCACUGCUGACCCGCGUAAAGUCAAAUCCGCCCGCUUGAUUUCGAUCAUCACUCCUGAAGAAGCAUCCGAAUUGACUUACUAUGGUUCUGAAGUCAUCCACCCUUUCACCAUGGAGCAAGUGAUCCGUGCACACAUCCCUAUCCGCAUCAAGAACGUCCAAAAUCCACGUGGUCAAGGCACUGUCGUCUUCCCGACCGACUCUGUUUCAAAGGACGGCACAUCGACACCCCCUCAUUCUCCCAAGGUGCUGGCCGAAAACGGCUACCAUCUCGACCUGUCGCGCAAAUAUCCUACUGCAGUCACCAUCAAGGACAGUUUGAUGGUGCUCAACGUUCACUCCAAUCGCAAAAGUGUCAGCCACGGUUUCUUUGCAAAGAUCUUUUCCACGCUUGAUCGAUAUGGUGUUGUCGUCGAUCUCAUUUCGACAUCCGAAGUACACGUUUCGAUGGCCUUGGGUGCGGACAGUAAUGAAAAGGAUAUGCUGCGCGUGAUUGAAGACCUGCGAUCCGUCGGUCGGGUGGACGUCCUGAAUAACAUGGCCAUCUUGUCGUUGGUUGGCAAACAGAUGAAGAACAUGGUUGGUAUUGCCGGCAUGAUGUUUACGACGCUGGCGUCGGCUGGCGUCAACAUUGAAAUGAUUUCCCAGGGAGCUUCGGAAAUAAACAUCUCGUGUGUCAUCGAAGAGGCCAAGGCAGUAACCGCCAUGAACGUCAUUCACGAUCAACUUCUUAGCAAGCAGAGCACGCUGGUUUUGCCUGCAGUCAAGCAAUCCACAUUGGAAUCCUUGAUGAUAGAAUAG
Molecule: messenger RNA, 1557 nt
Organism: Zychaea mexicana
Lineage: Eukaryota; Fungi; Mucoromycota; Mucoromycetes; Mucorales; Lichtheimiaceae
Product: Aspartate/glutamate/uridylate kinase
Exons: 4
Coding region: 1-1557 (518 amino acids)
Biological process (GO): amino acid biosynthetic process
Molecular function (GO): aspartate kinase activity
Source: RefSeq, a predicted model, not a curated record